Phyllotreta striolata is the source of this 1436-nucleotide messenger RNA. The record is from the annotation of a GenBank genome assembly. Lineage: Eukaryota; Metazoa; Arthropoda; Insecta; Coleoptera; Chrysomelidae.
UUGUGGUCAGUCAGCAUCGGUACCGGCAUCGUCUCUUUCUGCGUACAUUUUUUUUGAGACCAUCAUCCUAAUCAUUCGAGUUUUAAUCGAACGCAUUCGCUCUUAGUGUUGUGUGUUAAUGUACUCAAAAUGAAUUUUGUUUUCAUUAUUGCGAUUUGCGUUAGUUUUAUACAUUGCGACGUCUUACCGCCGAAAAUUUUAGAGCAAGAAUUGCAUAUACGAAGACCUCAAAAUAUUUUGAAUAGACUUGACGGAAAUAUCCUUUCCAAUGAGCCCGUUAUACCGGAAAAUCAACCGAAAAAAAUCACGAAGCUCUACAAGCCCUUUACAAUCUACAAAAACACCAUAAUCAGAGCGCCAACGAGGACAAUGGAAGACACAGUCAGCAAUUUGGUCGUCGAGAACGUGGUGGAAACGAAACCAAUCGUCAUUAGGAAAAACAGCAGUAAUUUCUAUCACCCGUAUUUUAAUAAAUCUUCCGAAAAGGCCGUCGUCUUCGAUUGGUUCUUGGGCUUAGUCGGAAUCAAACAACCGGAUCCCAACGCAGCUCCUGUUGCGCCCAUGAAGAAUUGCCCGCAAUGCAAAUGCGGCGAAUCGUUCAAAAAUAUUAGAAUAGUCGGAGGAAUCGAAACCAUGGUAAACGAAUAUCCCUGGAUGACUGCGCUUAUGUACAGCAACAGAUUUUACUGCGGAGCCUCGUUAAUUAACAGCAGGUACUGCUUAACUGCCGGUCAUUGCGUCAAUGGGUUUAACAAAGACAAAAUAACAGCUGUAUUUCUCGACCACGACAGAUCCAAUUCCUUCGAAACCAAUACAAUCAUGAGGAAAGUUAAAAAUAUACAUAGACAUAGAGGGUAUGGAAGCGGAGGAUCUUUUAACAACGAUAUAGCUAUUAUAGAAUUAGAUCAAGAGGUACCCUUGACGGGUUUAUUGAAACCUGUGUGUUUACCACCUACUGGGAAAAGUUUUACGGGAUUACAAGGAAUAGUUACUGGCUGGGGAGCGACCAAAGAAAGUGGUCAGACUGCGAAUAAAUUAAGGGAGGUGAGAGUUCCCAUUCUUUCUAAUAAAGAUUGCAUGAAAACAGGAUAUAAUAGCCGGAUAACUGAAAAUAUGCUGUGCGCAGGGUAUUCGGGAGGACUCAAAGAUUCCUGCCAAGGAGAUAGUGGUGGACCGUUACACAUAAAAAAUGGGACUAAGCAUCAAAUAGUAGGAAUAGUUUCCUGGGGAGAAGGCUGUGCACAACCAAAUUAUCCUGGAGUAUACACGAGAGUAAACAGAUACAUUUCCUGGAUAAAAAGCAAUACGAAAGACGCUUGUUAUUGUAACAGUUAAGAGUAAUUUAUUACAAUUAAAAAUCUAUUGGCUUAUUAACGAGUCUUAAAUCUAAGUAAAAAAAAUGAUACAUCUAAGAUAAUAAAAUACUUUAAUAUCAC